UUGCAUGCCUGGCUGCACACACACAAAAAAGAUGCUUGGGAUUUAACGCCUUAAUCGUCCGUCUCUCUCUCCUGGAAUAUUCCUGCCUCCCCUCCCUGAGUGUGUGUACGGUAGAUGCAGACCGCCGCGGCCAUGCAGCAGAUUGUGCAUUUCUCUGUGUCCUUCCUCAUCGUCUUGUGGGGGUGCGCGCACGGAGGCUCGCCCAGCGUCCAAAUCGGGGGGCUCUUUCCGAGGGGCGCGGACCAAGAGUACAGCGCCUUCCGGAUAGGCAUGGUCCAGUUUGGUACGGCUGAGUUCCGGCUCACGCCUCACAUUGACAACCUGGAGGUGGCCAAUAGCUUCGCUGUCACCAAUUGCUUCUGCUCGCAGUUCUCCAGGGGCGUCUACGCCAUUUUCGGAUUCUACGACAAGAAGUCGGUCAACACCAUCACGUCGUUCUGCGGCACUUUGCACGUGUCCUUCAUCACGCCCAGCUUCCCGCUGGAUGGCAACCAGCAGUUCAUCAUCCAGAUGAGGCCCGACAUCAAGGGGCCGCUGCUCAGCCUCAUCGAGUACUACAAGUGGGACAAGUUCGCCUAUCUGUACGACAGCGAUCGAGGCCUGACGACGCUUCAGGUGGUCCUGGACACGGCGGCCGAGAGGAAGUGGCAAGUGACUGCCAUCAACGUAGGAAACCUGAAAGAUGAGCGCAAGGAUGAAGCGUAUCGCUCGCUUUUCCAGGACCUGGAAAAUAAGAAGGAGCGGAGGGUGAUCCUGGACUGUGAACAGGACAAAGUCAAAGACAUCAUGGACCAGGUCAUCACCAUUGGCAGACACGUAAAAGGCUACCAUUACAUCAUAGCCAAUCUGGGUUUUGUCGAUGGCGACCUAUCUAAAAUCCAGUACGGCGGUGCCAAUGUGUCAGGCUUUCAGAUUGUGGAUUUCGACGAUCCGCUGGUGUCCAAGUUUGACCAGCGGUGGGAGGCCCUGGAGGAGAGGGAGUAUCCGGGAGCAGAUAGCAAAAUCAGGUACACAUCGGCCUUGACAUACGACGCGGUGCAGGUGAUGACGGAGGCCUUCCGCUACCUGCAUAAGCAGCGUAUCGACUUCACCCGGCAGGCCAACGCUGGCGACUGCCUGGCUAACCCAGCCGUUCCCUGGGCUCAGGGAGUGGAGAUCGAGCGAGCGCUGAAGCAGGUACGCGUGGAGGGCCUGACGGGCAACAUCCAGUUUGACCAACACGGCAAGCGUGUCAACUACUCCGUGAACAUCAUGGAACUAAAGAACAACGGCCCUGUAAAGAUUGGCUACUGGAACGAGGUUGACAAAAUGGCCGUCACCAAAUCCGAUAUCUCUGCCAACGACUCGACGGGGAUGGAAAAUAAAACGGUCAUUGUCACCACCAUCUUGGAAGCUCCUUACGUCAUGUUGAAAAAGAACGCUGACCUCUUUGAGGACAACGACCGCUACGAAGGCUACUGCGUGGAUUUGGCCGCCGAGAUCGCCAAACAUUGCGGCUUUAAAUAUCAGCUGAAAAUUGUCGGCGACGGGAGAUACGGGGCCAGGGAUGCCGAGACCAAAAUCUGGAACGGGAUGGUCGGCGAGUUAGUGUACGGGAAAGCCGACAUCGCCGUGGCUCCACUGACCAUCACCCUGGUCCGAGAAGAGGUGAUUGACUUCUCCAAACCUUUUAUGUCUCUGGGGAUCUCCAUCAUGAUCAAAAAGCCCCAGAAGUCCAAGCCUGGCGUCUUCUCCUUCCUGGACCCGCUGGCCUAUGAGAUCUGGAUGUGCAUCGUGUUCGCCUACAUCGGCGUCAGCGUGGUGCUCUUCUUGGUCAGCCGCUUCAGCCCGUACGAGUGGCACACCGAGGAGUACGAGGACGGCCAGAUUCAGACCAACGAGUCCACCAAUGAAUUUGGCAUAUUUAACAGCCUGUGGUUCUCCCUGGGGGCCUUCAUGCGACAAGGCUGUGAUAUUUCGCCAAGGUCUCUAUCCGGCCGCAUCGUCGGCGGCGUGUGGUGGUUCUUCACGCUCAUCAUCAUCUCCUCCUACACGGCCAAUCUGGCUGCUUUCCUCACUGUGGAGCGGAUGGUGUCACCCAUUGAGAGCGCCGAGGAUCUGGCCAAGCAGACCGAGAUUGCGUAUGGCACGCUAGACUCAGGCUCCACUAAAGAGUUCUUUAGGCGUUCUAAAAUUGCCCUCUUUGACAAAAUGUGGACAUACAUGCGGAGUGCGGAGCCCUCUGUGUUUGUGAAAAAAACAGCCGAGGGGGUUCUGAGAGUCCGCAAGUCCAAGGGCAAGUACGCCUAUUUGCUGGAGUCCACCAUGAAUGAGUACAUUGAGCAGCGCAAGCCGUGUGACACCAUGAAGGUGGGAGGCAACCUGGACUCCAAAGGCUACGGGAUCGCCACGCCCAAAGGAUCCUCAUUAAGAAAUGCGGUUAACCUCGCAGUACUAAAACUGAAUGAGCAAGGCCUGUUGGACAAAUUGAAAAACAAAUGGUGGUACGACAAAGGAGAGUGCGGCAGCGGGGGAGGUGAUUCCAAGGAGAAGACCAGCGCCCUCAGCCUGAGCAACGUGGCUGGGGUCUUCUACAUUCUGGUCGGAGGACUCGGCUUGGCCAUGCUGGUGGCCUUGAUCGAGUUCUGUUACAAGUCCCGAGCCGAGGCCAAACGAAUGAAGAUGACUUUCGGAGACGCCAUGAGAAACAAAGCGAGACUUUCAGUCACCGGGAGCACUGGGGAGAAUGGUCGGGUGAUGACUCCGGAGUUUCCGAAGGCCGUCCACGCCGUCCCGUACGUCAGGCCCGACAUGGGCCUCAACGUCAGCCUGACAGACCUGUCCUGAUCCCAGACCAACUUCCGAGUGCCUUACCAUGGUUUCAAAAAGUAAAGAAAAAAAAGAGCGCUUUUGUUCUUUUUUUCUUCCAAAAGGUUUGUCCCCCCCCCCACCUCCCCCCAUCCCUGACACUUCCUGCUCUCGCUGUUUUGGCACUUUUUUUCUUGAAUGGGAACGUCAGAGAUUGCAAAGACUUGGUUCUUGGUCGCUAUUUACCCCCAAUGUUUAAAAAAAAAAAAGGCAAUCCUGGAAUAUCUUGGAGUUUUAUUUCCCUUCCUAAAUGUGUGAAAGCGAGGGAUUGAUU
Messenger RNA from Syngnathus typhle (broad-nosed pipefish), 3121 nucleotides. Its product is annotated as glutamate receptor 2. Gene Ontology annotation, cellular component: plasma membrane; postsynaptic membrane; AMPA glutamate receptor complex. Gene Ontology annotation, biological process: synaptic transmission, glutamatergic; modulation of chemical synaptic transmission; monoatomic ion transport. Gene Ontology annotation, molecular function: transmitter-gated monoatomic ion channel activity involved in regulation of postsynaptic membrane potential; AMPA glutamate receptor activity. The record is from RefSeq and is a predicted model, not a curated record. Lineage: Eukaryota; Metazoa; Chordata; Actinopteri; Syngnathiformes; Syngnathidae. The transcript is spliced from 16 exons. The coding region runs from base 115 to 2826 and encodes 903 amino acids.